This is a messenger RNA of Letharia lupina, 204 nucleotides long. RefSeq lists its product as uncharacterized. NCBI's taxonomy places the organism in Eukaryota, Fungi, Ascomycota, Lecanoromycetes, Lecanorales, Parmeliaceae. The record is from RefSeq and is a predicted model, not a curated record. The transcript has 2 exons. Bases 1 to 204 code for a protein of 67 amino acids.
AUGGCAAUGAUGGAUCCGACGAGAAAUGACGAAUACGAAUUUGGAAAACCUUACAAACGAAAUCAAAAGGAAAAAGACAAGGAAAUGGGCGAUGUUUGGAGGGGCGAAGACAGCAUGAUGAAGGUUUCAGAGGAAGACUCACAUGAGCAGGGGAGGUCAGCAAGAGACGAAGAUGAAGAGGGUGAUGGGGGCAAAGACGCCUGA